CGUCUGAGUUCCCUGCGGGGGAAGCACGCAGGAUCUGCCUUUGGGCAGAUCUGGAAUCCAGUCCUGGUUCCCUCCCCCUCUCGCCACGCCACCCUGGGCUAGUCAGCCUCACAUUUUCCUCAUCUGCAAAAUGCACGGAUGAUAGCCCCCAGGCUGCCACAUACCGUUGAGCGGUUGGUUCACCGAAAAAGACACAGCCAAGGGAGUUAGUGAGGGGCCGAGAUGGAGCCUGAGAUCUGCUUGCAAAUGUGGGCCUUCUGUGCAAGGCCGUGUCCGCCUCGGAGGAGGGGUACCUUCCUUUCGUUCAGACAGAGAUGCCGUAUGGUGUCCUCGAUAGCUUCCAUGUUAUUAGUGGCCUUGCGGGGUCAGCAAAAUGGCACACAGGCUUUGCCUACAGCACAGGCUCAGAAGGGGCAUGUUGAGUUCUUCUCGGGCUUUCCCCCCACCUGGCCCACCAUCUCCCCCCUCUCUCCAGGGCUCAGCCUCUUGUUGCUGUCCUUGCUCCUGGCUCGUGCUGGUGUUUGGGGAUUCCCGAGGCCGCCAGGGAGGCCCCCCCUGAGCCUGCAGGAGCUGCGGAGGGAGUUCAAGGUCAGCCUGCACCUCGCCAGGAAGCUGUUCUCCGAGGUUCGGACCCAGGCCCACCGCUUUGUGAGUCUCUCUCUGAUGCAGCUGGCUUUGGGGACGGGCGAAUCCCCAAUCCCUCUGGCCCCCCCACUAACAGAUCUUGCCCCACAGGCUGAAUCUCACCUGCCAGGAGUGAGCCUGGACCUCCUGCCCCUGGGAGAUCGGCUCCCCAAUGUCUCCCUGACUUUCCAGGCCUGGCACAGCCUCUCUGACCCAGAACGACUCUGCUUCCUCUUCAUGACACUUCGCCCCUUCCAUGCCCUGUUGGGAAGCCUGGGAAGCCAGGGGGGCUGGACGAGCUCAGAGAAGAUAGAGCUAUGGACCAUGAGGUUGGACCUCCGGGAUUUGCAGCGGCAUCUCCACUUCCAGGUGCUGGCUGCGGGACUCAACCUCCCCGAGGAGGAAGAUGACGAGGAGAGGAAGGAGCCGCUCCCAGCUCCGAGUGGCCUCUCACGGGUGUUAGGGCAGCCGUCCUGGCCCCAGCUCCUCUAUACCUACCAGCUGCUGCACUCCUUGGAGCUCGUCUUAGCUCGGGCCGUCAGGGACUUGCUCUUACUCUCCCAAGCCGGAAACCCAGCCCCAGCCUCGGGGUCCUCAUUCGGCUCCCGGCCCUGAUGGGGUGACCGCUCAGCCCCUUCCCUUCGCCCUUCAUUCAGUUCGGGCCAACGGGACAGCCUCCAGCUCGUCUGCCUUAAACAGGGCAGGACUCCACCGGCCUCCCACCCCAACCCCCACCCAAUAACUUAAGGCCCCUCCAGGCCCUGCCGGAUAUUUAUUUCUUGGAUAUUUAUUUAUUGUUUAGGAAAAUGAUGGUUUAUUUAUUGUUUCAGAGCCGGCUAGUUGUCCCCGGGCUAGGCCACCGUGCGGGGUGCCGAAUAAAGCACUGUCAUCCUCUCUCAGCCUCAGCUUCUUUUCCCA
Molecule: messenger RNA, 1542 nt
Organism: Lynx canadensis (Canada lynx)
Lineage: Eukaryota; Metazoa; Chordata; Mammalia; Carnivora; Felidae
Gene: IL27
Product: interleukin 27
Exons: 3
Coding region: 223-1239 (338 amino acids)
Biological process (GO): regulation of T-helper 1 cell differentiation; regulation of T cell proliferation
Molecular function (GO): interleukin-27 receptor binding
Source: RefSeq, a predicted model, not a curated record